This is a messenger RNA of Exophiala viscosa, 1783 nucleotides long. RefSeq names its product ABC transporter family protein. The transcript has 3 exons. Gene Ontology annotation, biological process: translational termination; ribosomal subunit export from nucleus; translational initiation. The annotation marks the transcript as partial. Gene Ontology annotation, molecular function: ribosomal small subunit binding; ATP hydrolysis activity; iron ion binding. The record is from RefSeq and is a predicted model, not a curated record. NCBI's taxonomy places the organism in Eukaryota, Fungi, Ascomycota, Eurotiomycetes, Chaetothyriales, Herpotrichiellaceae.
UGCAAACAGAGAAGUCUGACUGUUACAGAAAUGUCGUCAAGAAUGCAAAAAGUCCUGUCCCGUCGUCCGAACAGGCAAACUGUGUAUCGAAGUCACGCCCGAGUCCAAAAUUGCCUACAUCUCUGAACGUUUGUGCAUCGGUUGCGGUAUCUGCCCGAAGAAAUGCCCGUUUGGUGCUAUCCACAUCAUCAACCUGCCAACCAACCUCGAGACUCAGGUCACUCAUCGAUACUCGGCAAACAGUUUCAAGUUGCACAGACUGCCUAUGCCCCGGCCGGGACAGGUUUUGGGUCUGGUCGGAACCAACGGUAUCGGAAAGAGUACGGCUUUGAAGAUUCUGAGUGGUAAACUGAAGCCCAACCUGGGAAGAUAUGACAAUCCACCGGAUUGGGAGGAGAUUCUGAAAUACUUCCGUGGCUCAGAAUUGCAAAACUACUUCACAAAGGUGCUGGAAGACAAUCUCAAAGCGAUUGUCAAGCCACAGUAUGUCGACCAGCUUCCUCGAGCUAUCAAGGGUCCGGUCAACACUGUGAAACCUCUGAUCGAGGCGAAGUCUGAAUUGGGCAAUCUGGAGCAUAUUAUGGAAGUGCUCGAAUUGAACCAGGUGAAAGAUCGAGAGGUCGCCCUUUUGUCCGGUGGAGAAUUGCAACGAUUCGCCAUUGCUCUCGUCUGUGUCCAGAACGCCGAUGUGUACAUGUUUGACGAACCCUCGUCGUAUCUCGAUGUCAAGCAACGUCUCAGUGCCGCCAAGACCAUUCGCGAGCUCCUUCGACCCGACGACUAUGUCAUCGUCGUCGAACACGAUUUGUCAGUCCUGGACUACCUCUCCGACUUCAUUUGUGUCUUGUAUGGAAGACCCGCCGUCUAUGGUGUUGUCACUCUCCCAGCCUCGGUUCGAGAAGGUAUCAACAUCUUCCUUGACGGCAACAUCCCCACCGAGAACUUGCGUUUCCGUGAGGAAAGCCUGACCUUCCGUAUCGCCGAAGCUGGUGACGAAUACUUGGUCGACAGAGCACGUGGAUUCGAGUACCCAUCUAUGGAGAAGACUCUCGGAGGUUUCCACCUGAAGAUCAAUACAGGUUCAUUCACCGACUCUGAGAUCAUCGUCAUGAUGGGCGAGAACGGAACCGGCAAGACCACCUUCUGUAAGAUGCUCGCUGGCAUUGAAAAGCCGGACGGCACUCAGAAGGUCCCUCAGAUGAACAUUUCCAUGAAGCCACAAAAGAUCACGCCCAAGUUCCAAGGCACGGUGCGUCAAUUGUUCUUCAAGCGAAUCAAGGCCUCCUUCUUGAGCCCUCAAUUCCAGACCGACGUCUACAAGCCACUCAAGCUCGACGACUUCAUCGACCAGGAAGUUCAGAACCUGUCAGGCGGUGAGUUGCAACGUGUUGCCAUCGUCCUUGCUCUCGGUAUCCCCGCAGACAUCUACCUCAUCGACGAGCCUUCGGCGUACCUGGACUCCGAGCAACGUAUUAUCGCCGCGCGCGUCAUUAAACGCUUCAUCAUGCACAGCAAGAAGACCGCUUUCAUCGUCGAGCACGAUUUCAUCAUGGCCACUUACCUCGCCGACCGAGUCAUCGUCUUCGACGGCCAGCCCUCUGUCGACGCCCGCGCCAACACCCCCGAGAGUCUGUUGACUGGAUGCAACAAGUUCCUGAAGAACCUGGACGUCACUUUCCGUCGGGACCCCAACUCCUACCGACCCCGUAUCAACAAGUACCAGUCCCAAAUGGACCAGGAGCAGAAGUUGGCCGGCAAAUACUUCUUCCUUGAGGAAGAAGCU